AUGAAAUUACACACCCUAGUCAUGCUCAUCCUAAUGCUCGGUUCCCCUCUCUUGCCCCAGCACCGAUGUUACAGAAGCAGCCACACCUUCCAACUCGUAAAUACGCUGAACAAAUUUGUGGUGAUAAGAAAAUGGGACUUCAGAUCUAACCUCUGUGCAAAUCCACCGAGUGAACAUCUCCAGAAAUUGAAGUAUGUCCGGGAAGUAACCAAUGCGAGCAUACAAAUAUGCAAUGAUGCAUUGAAGGAAUGCAAAGAUGAUGUAGAGAAAGCAAUAGAGUUGGUCCGGCGGAGUGCGAAAAAUGCUUCUUUUGUGUCUACCAAUGUGAAGGUUAAAACGGAGGGACUGGUUGGUUGCCAAAUGGAGGGGGACAAAGUCGUGAUGCUGGAGGUUUUAACUGACUCGGAUUUUGUGGCUCGGAAUGAGAAGUUCGUUCGCUUUGUGCGGACUCUGCUCUGUGCUGCCCUGGCGGGGGGGUCGCAUAGAGGAGAGGGGAACCGGGCGGAUAGUGAAACGCAAGAGAGCCGUAAUGAAACGCAAAACGAGGCCCUUAAUGAAACGCACGAGACCCAUAGCGAAGCGCACGACACCCAUAAUGCUGUGCUUACCUGCGCGGGCGCUUCCUCACCCGGGGCGACGCCACUGCUGAGCCUUCCCUAUGACGAUCACAGCGGGGAGCCAGCCACCACAGUGGGAGAGCAGAUCAACUACUUGAGGAAUAUAUUUCGAGAGGACAUACGCAUCGGACGGUUCACCAAAUACGAGAGAAAAAAUGAGAACCAAUUUUUACAUUACUACAUUCACAACCAGGUGGAAGAAAAAAUCGGGACGUCCGGUGUCCUGCUCGUUUUGACAGUCGGACAGCUGACAGAAAAAUUAAAAAAUAAAGGGGAAUGUAUUGCCGACGUUGCAAAUGAUAUAGCUCUGCAUAUUUUGUCCGCCAAGCCGGUUAGUGUAUCCAUCUCCGAUUUGCCUGAGCAGGUUGUGGAGCGAGAGAAGGCCAUCAUUCGGGAGUCCCUGCGGGGGUUGAAGAAGCCCGAGAACAUACUCGACAACAUGGUCAACGGGAAGAUACGCAAAUUCUACAGCUCCGUGGUGCUGCUCGAGCAGGAGUACAUGCUGGACGAUACCAAGCGGAAGGUCUCCCAAGUCAUUCGCGAUUUCUGCAAGAAGCACGACAUGAACAUAAGCGUCAGCCAUUUUGAUACUUUCAUCGUUGGAGAGAAGAAUAUUUUGCGAGAGUGA
Plasmodium cynomolgi strain B is the source of this 1245-nucleotide messenger RNA. RefSeq names its product elongation factor. The transcript is spliced from 2 exons. The coding region runs from base 1 to 1245 and encodes 414 amino acids. Gene Ontology annotation, molecular function: translation elongation factor activity; protein binding. The record is from RefSeq and is a predicted model, not a curated record. Gene Ontology annotation, cellular component: mitochondrial matrix. Gene Ontology annotation, biological process: mitochondrial translational elongation. NCBI's taxonomy places the organism in Eukaryota, Apicomplexa, Aconoidasida, Haemosporida, Plasmodiidae.